This is a messenger RNA of Synchiropus splendidus (mandarinfish), 2885 nucleotides long. RefSeq names its product solute carrier family 11 member 2 (gene slc11a2). The record is from RefSeq and is a predicted model, not a curated record. Gene Ontology annotation, molecular function: iron ion transmembrane transporter activity; manganese ion transmembrane transporter activity; cadmium ion transmembrane transporter activity. NCBI's taxonomy places the organism in Eukaryota, Metazoa, Chordata, Actinopteri, Syngnathiformes, Callionymidae. Gene Ontology annotation, cellular component: plasma membrane. The transcript has 17 exons. Bases 207 to 1913 code for a protein of 568 amino acids. Gene Ontology annotation, biological process: metal ion transport.
CUAGCGUUCGACGCAUGCGCACUGCGUUUUGAACUUCCAGUUGACAUGGGAAGGUGCUGUAUAGCUUUUUAACGUGUUACUCGGCGAAAUAUUGGGUAACGGGUAAUGUAUGUUUACUGCGGUUAUUAAUCCGGAUCAGUUCACCGUUGAUAUAUCUAGGCAGAUUCUUAUUCCUGGAGUUCUGUGGGGUCCGUCAGCUCCCAUUGAUGAAGGACCAGCAAGAUGGAGACCUCCUGGACGAGGACUCGCCACAGGACAAUGGAGUCGUGCAGACCAGUCAGUACAGCUCCAUUUCUCCUCCUGUCUCCCCGGAGGUCGACGGUCAACCCCUCGACACCUACUUUGACGAGAAAGUGCCAAUUCCUGACAGCGUCAACCAGGUGUUCAGCUUCCGGAAACUCUGGGCCUUCACUGGACCUGGCUUCCUAAUGAGCAUUGCUUAUUUGGAUCCAGGCAACAUCGAGUCUGACCUGCAGUCUGGAGCUAAAGCUGGCUUUAAGCUCCUGUGGGUUCUCCUGGGCGCCACCAUCAUUGGACUGCUGCUGCAGAGGAUGGCUGCACGUCUAGGUGUGGUCACUGGAAUGCACCUUGCUGAAGUCUGCAACCGCCAGUAUCCUACUGUCCCUCGCAUCAUCUUGUGGCUGAUGGUUGAGCUGGCGAUCAUUGGCUCUGACAUGCAGGAAGUCAUCGGCUGUGCAAUAGCUCUAAACCUGCUGUCUGUGGGACGCAUUCCUCUGUGGGCUGGAGUCCUGAUCACUAUCACUGACACCUUUGUAUUCCUCUUCCUGGAUAAAUAUGGUCUGAGGAAACUUGAAGCUUUCUUUGGCUUUCUCAUCACUGUGAUGGCGCUAAGUUUUGGCUAUGAGUACGUCCUUGUAGCGCCAGACCAAGGCCAAGUUCUGAAGGGAAUGUUCCUGCCGUACUGUGCCAACUGUGGGCCGGUGCAGCUGGAACAGGCGGUGGGGAUUGUGGGAGCCGUCAUCAUGCCGCACAACAUCUACCUACACUCUGCUCUGGUCAAAUCUCGGGAAAUCGAUCGAAAAGACAAGAAAGAAGUAAAAGAAGCCAACAAGUAUUUCUUCAUCGAGUCGACCAUCGCUCUCUUCAUCUCUUUCCUCAUCAACGUUUUUGUCGUGGCUGUAUUUGCUCAGGCCUUUUACCAGAAAACAAACAUGGACAUUUAUUUGAAGUGUAAUUCCACCCACAUCCCUGAGAAAGGGAUCUUCCCUUUCAACAAUGAAACUCUGGAGGUGGACAUCUACAAAGGGGGGGUGGUCCUGGGCUGCUUCUUCGGCCCAGCAGCCCUUUAUAUUUGGGCUAUCGGCAUCCUUGCGGCUGGUCAGAGCUCCACCAUGACAGGCACCUAUUCUGGACAGUUUGUAAUGGAGGGUUUCCUGAACCUGCAGUGGUCACGCUUCGCUCGGGUCUUGUUGACCAGGUCCAUUGCCAUCACACCCACACUGCUGGUGGCUAUUUUCCAGGAUGUACAGCAUCUGACUGGGAUGAAUGACUUCCUGAAUGUGCUCCAGAGUAUGCAGCUUCCCUUCGCUUUGAUUCCCAUUCUGACCUUCACCAGUAUGACCUCAGUGAUGAACGAUUUUGCCAAUGGCCUGUUUUGGAAGAUUUCUGGAGGCAUCGUGAUCCUGGUGGUCUGUGCGAUCAACAUGUACUUCGUAGUAGUAUACGUGACGGCGCUUGACAGUGUGCUGUUUUACGUGCUGGCUGCUCUGCUGUCUGUGGCCUACCUGUGUUUUGUAGGCUACCUGGCUUGGCACUGUUUGGUUGCUCUGGGAGUUUCCUGUCUGGACUUUGGCAGCAGGAUACAGCUGGGACUCUCGCGACGCCCAGAUAUUUACCUUCUGAACGACAUGGAGACGGAGACCUUCGAGGAGAGACAGCUGGCUGGACGGUGACCCGUGGUGAUUCAGAUUAUGACCUGGGACCACUGAAGCUUGGCCAGAACUGGAACACCAUCACUGUCUCAGUGCCUCACACUCAUUCAAGUGUCCUUAUGCGAUAUUGCACACUUGGCUGCGACCUGGAAACCUCAUCCUGCAAUUGUGUUUAGGUUGAAAAUCAUUAUCAUGAAUUAAAGUGUAGGAUGAUGACGAUGUGGUAGCGAGAUACCAAAACGGUCUGAUGGGAUGCUGCAUCACUGUUUUUGCUUUGAAAGUUCAGAUGGAAAUUUCCAUUUUUUUAAACAUUUUUUCAUGUGAAGCACAGCCAGUGCCAUGUGUAGGAGUGUAGGUUGCACUGUUUCUUCUGUACAGUUCCCUCAGACUGGUGCGGAACCACCCAGUUUUUAACAAAGCAUAUCAUUCUUUUUGACCGACUUCCAUACGAUUUCUUUCCAUCUAUUUGAUUAUAAGUAGAAUUAGAUGCUGAUCAUAGAUUUUUUUUUUUUCAAACUCUCUUGAAUAAUUAACCCAAAACACUCUCUCCUCCUUGCAAUAAUGGACAUUGGAAGUCAAUGAGCAGAUGCACCAGCAACACUCUACUCAUGAACACUUGGCUCUCCGCUUAACACCUUUGUUUCCAAAUCUCCAGGACGGUCCAUAUUUUGAUCAAACAUUUCCACCUGUCUGACGCUGUGUGUUUCACUCUUGCUGCCAAAACUCCAGCAUCUGCAGUGGCCAGUACCUCUGAAAAUGGGAUAGUUUUAUUGGUAUUUAUUAAAACUUGAAUAGUCCAAGUGUGCUUUGUAUUUUUAUAGGGUCUGUUUGAUGUCAAAACAUUAUUACAAAGUAAUUAUAAGUUAUAUUUCUAUGUCAGAAUUGGAUGUAGAUAUUUUUCCUGCUGUGCAUUUUUACACUUUUGUUUUUUAGUAUGUAAAUCCCCUCAUUUUGUUCAUCACUGCAAAAGGGUACAAAAUAAAAAAAGCAUAU